AUUAUGACAGAGGAAAACCGCAGAGAAAUCUGCAAGUACCUUUUCAAAGAAGGAGUUUGCUUCGCGAAGAAGGAUUUCAAUCUGGCAAAGCAUCCAUUGAUCGAAUCAGUACCCAACCUGCAAGUGAUCAAGCUCAUGCAGAGUUUCAAAUCCAAGGAGUAUGUCAGGGAGACAUUCGCAUGGAUGCAUUACUAUUGGUUUCUGACCAACGAAGGGAUUGAGUUCUUGAGAACAUACCUUAACCUUCCAUCUGAUGUUGUUCCAGCUACGUUGAAGAAGUCAGCUAAGCCUCUUGGUCGUCCUUUUGGUGGCCCACCUGGUGAUCGCCCAAGGGGUCCUCGUUUUGAAGGAGGAGACCGUCCCAAGUUCGGUGACCGUGAAGGGUACCGUGGAGGUCCUCGUGGUGGUGAAUUUGGAGGUGAAAAGAGUGGCGCUCCGGCAGAUUUCCAGCCAUCUUUCCAAGGAAGUGGCCGUGGUUUUGGCCGUGGAGCUGGUGGUUACAGCGCGGCUGCACCAUCUGGUUCAGGUUUACCUUGA
Thlaspi arvense is the source of this 537-nucleotide messenger RNA. NCBI's taxonomy places the organism in Eukaryota, Viridiplantae, Streptophyta, Magnoliopsida, Brassicales, Brassicaceae. The record is from the annotation of a GenBank genome assembly.